Molecule: messenger RNA, 1860 nt
Organism: Letharia columbiana
Lineage: Eukaryota; Fungi; Ascomycota; Lecanoromycetes; Lecanorales; Parmeliaceae
Exons: 5
Coding region: 1-1860 (619 amino acids)
Biological process (GO): protein sumoylation
Cellular component (GO): cytoplasm; SUMO activating enzyme complex
Molecular function (GO): SUMO activating enzyme activity
Source: RefSeq, a predicted model, not a curated record
AUGGGGCGAGAUCGAUUCGCAAAGCAGUCCUUGGGCUAUCUAUACCCUAGGAUCAAACAGUCUCGCAUUCUGAUGGUCGGCGCUGGAGGAAUUGGCUGCGAGCUGCUGAAGAAUCUUGUUCUCACCGGCUUCGGUGAGAUCCACAUCGUUGAUCUGGACACCAUCGACCUCAGCAACCUCAACCGUCAAUUCCUCUUUCGUCAAGAGCAUAUCAAGAAGUCUAAGGCUUUGGUCGCAAAGGAGAGCGCCGCCAAGUUCAACCCUCACAUCAAGCUCGAGGCGCACCAUGCCAACAUCAAAGAUCCUCAAUUCAAUAUAGAAUGGUUUCAGAGCUUCGCACUUAUAUUCAAUGCCCUUGACAACCUCGAUGCGCGACGGCAUGUCAACAAGAUGUGCUUGGCUGCGGACGUUGCCUUGAUUGAGAGUGGUACGACGGGAUUCAAUGGGCAGGUUCAGCCCAUCAUCAAGGGCAAAACCGAAUGCUACGACUGUAGUACCAAAGAAGUGCCCAAGAGCUUCCCUGUCUGCACUAUCAGGAGUACUCCCAGUCAGCCGAUUCAUUGCAUAGUGUGGGCGAAGAGCUACCUAUUCACCGAAUUGUUUGGGACCAGCGAGGAGGAAACCCCCGAAUUCGAUCAUUCAGAGGACAGUGAGAACGCUAAGGAGAUAGAGAACCUUAGGCAAGAGUCGCAGGCGCUCAAUAGCAUACGGCAGUCGAUGGGUUCGGAUGACCUCGCUCGCAAAGUGUUCGAUAAGGUCUUUAAAGAUGACAUCAAUCGAUUACGGAGUAUGGAGGAUAUGUGGAAGACAAGGAAGCAGCCCAACGCUCUUGACUUUGAUGGGGUCUCAAAAGGGGCAUCUGGAACAAAACCAUCUGUUGCGCAACAUGACCAGAAGGCGUGGACGGUAGCCGAGAACUUCACUGUGUUCUGUGACAGUCUUCGCCGCCUGAGUACCCGACUGCAGACGUCUCAGGCUCGAUCUGAAGCCGACACUGCAGCUCCUGUGCUCAUGUUCGACAAAGAUGAUGAGGACACCCUCGACUUCGUCGCAGCUAGCGCCAACCUCCGCUCUAUCGUUUUCGGGAUUGAGUCAAAGUCCAAGUUUGAUAUCAAGCAAAUGGCGGGUAACAUCAUUCCCGCUAUUGCGACAACAAAUGCCAUUACCGCCAGCCUUUGCGUCAUGCAAGCUUUCAAGGUCAUGCGAGGAGAUCUAGACAAAGCUAAAAUGGUCUUCCUCGAGCGCUCGGCUGCCCGUGUCAUCAACAGCGAUACCUUGAAGCCACCAAACCCCAAUUGUAAUGUCUGCGGUGUGAUGUCGUCGACCCUGAUUCUCGACCCUGACCGAGCAACGCUCAAAGAUCUAGUUGAAGAUAUCCUGAAGACGCAACUGGGCUACGGAGAUGAAUUCAGCAUUAACAAUGAAGUCGGGACCCUGUACGAUCCAGACCUAGAUGACAAUCUGUCGAAGAAAUUCAGCGAUCUCGGAGUGAAAGCAGACAGCUUCUUGACCGUCAUUGACGAUGAUGAAGAUGAUCCUCGUGUCAACCUAUCGUUCGCUAUAUUGGAGAAGACCUUACCGGCAGACACCAAAGCCGUUCAGCUUCCCAAGAAACUCGACAUCGCCCGUAAACCCAAACAUGCACCAGCUCCUCUCACCAAUGGGGACACCAAUGGCCACGUGACAACCUCGCCUGUCGGUACGAAGCGAAAGCGAAGCUUAGAAGAACCUGAAAGUGGUCUACAGCAAGGCCAUAAGCGUGGCAAGAUCCAUAUGCCUUCCAAAGCCAUCGGCUUCCAGGACGAUGGUCUGGUUAUCGCUGAUGACUCAAACGAUGGAGCAAUCGUCAUCGACGAUUGA